AUGGCUCCCCAAUUCCCCUCCAAGAAAUGCGGCGUCCUCGGCUGCACGGGGUCAGUCGGACAGCGCUUCAUCCUCCUCCUGGCCCAGCACCCUCAUUUCGUUCUCCAUGCGGUUGGCGCCUCCUCUCGAUCGGCAGGCAAGAAGUACAAGGAUGCGGUUCGGUGGAAGCAAGCGGCCCCCAUGGGUGAUGUAGGCGAGCUUGUCGUGCGCGAGUGCAAGGCCAGCGAGUUCGCAGACUGUGAUGUCGUCUUCAGUGGACUGGACUCGGACGUCGCUGGGGAAAUAGAGAUGGAAUUCAUGAAGGCGAACCUGGCAGUCUUCUCGAACGCAAAGAACUAUCGUCGAGACCCAUUGGUGCCCCUUGUUGUGCCGACUGUCAACCUCCCACACCUCGAUCUGAUCCCACAUCAGCGCAAACAACACAAGCUGGAGAAGGGCUUCUUGGUCUGUAAUUCAAACUGCGCAGUCAUAGGGCUGGUCAUCCCAUUUGCAGCUCUACAAGCACGCUUCGGUCCGGUGGAUACAGUCAGUGUGGUGACAAUGCAGGCCGUGUCCGGUGCUGGCUAUCCCGGUGUGAGCAGCAUGGACAUCCUCGACAACGUGGUGCCCUUCAUCAGCGGAGAAGAAGACAAGCUGGAAACAGAGGCACGCAAGAUCCUGGGCUCCAUCAAUGGUGAUGCUACUGCGUUUGUCGACCAGGACGAACUUCGAGUCUCAGCUGCCUGCAACCGAGUUGCCGUCCUCGAUGGCCACACUGCGUGCGUGUCAUUACGCUUCAAGAACCGGCCACCGCCCGAGGAGGAGGACGUGAAGGCUGCGCUGAGGGAAUACGUCAGUGAGGCCGAGAAGCUGGGCUGUCCCAGCGCACCCCAGCCUAGCAUCAAGGUUUUUGACGAGCCGGACCGGCCACAGCCUCGGCUCGACCGCGAACUCAGCCGUGGCUAUACUGUCAGCAUCGGUCGUGUGAGAGAGGAUGAGAGUGGCAUCUUCGAUAUCAAGUUCGUCGCUCUGAGUCACAACACUGUCAUCGGAGCUGCUGGCUCCUCCAUAUUGAACGCUGAAGCAGCGGUGCUCAAGGGCUUCAUCUAA
Molecule: messenger RNA, 1089 nt
Organism: Anthostomella pinea
Lineage: Eukaryota; Fungi; Ascomycota; Sordariomycetes; Xylariales; Xylariaceae
Source: the annotation of a GenBank genome assembly